Metarhizium brunneum ARSEF 3297 is the source of this 1419-nucleotide messenger RNA. RefSeq names its product Cytochrome P450 monooxygenase (gene tropD). Lineage: Eukaryota; Fungi; Ascomycota; Sordariomycetes; Hypocreales; Clavicipitaceae. The record is from RefSeq and is a predicted model, not a curated record. Gene Ontology annotation, molecular function: iron ion binding; oxidoreductase activity, acting on paired donors, with incorporation or reduction of molecular oxygen; monooxygenase activity.
AUGUCAGCCAACAUCUCGGAUUUCGCGCGGGUGAGAUGGGUUCACACCAAGACGGCGCAUCUGAAACAUCAAGAAUUGCAUGCGAAAUACGGCGAUGUUGUGCGCAUGGGGCCAAACAUGGUCUCCAUUGGCAACCCCAGUGCUGUUCCUCAGCUGUACCCCAUGAGACGAGGAUUUCCCAAGAGCGACUUUUAUAUACCGCUUCGACCGUAUUCGAGAGUUGGUGGCGCUUUGCCCGCCAUCUUCACGUCACUAGAUGAAGAACUGCACUCGAAUCUCAAAAAGCCAGUCGCCCAAAUUUUCUCCCUGUCGAAUGUCGUCACCUUUGAAAGUCUGGUGGACGAUGUGCUCAAAGUUGUCGCAAAACAAUUCGAUGGUCGAUUUUCCACAAACGACGAGAUAUUCGAUCUCAGCGAGUGGCUGCAAUUCUUUGCAUUCGACGUCAUGGGCACCUUGACCUUUAACAAGCGCUAUGGGUUUCUGGAAGAGGGAAAGGAUGUCGGAGGCAAGUUGAAUGCAGUUUGGCUUUUCAUGAAGCAGGCAGCUCCGAUGAUGCAAGUUCCGUGGCUGGACAAGCUACUGUACAAGAACCGCGUCGUUGAUGUAUUGCGGCACACACCGGGCAAUUCCUUGUUGAAAUUUGUCGGUGACACAAUUCGAGAGCGUCAAAGCCGGUACAAGGCCGAGAAACAUGCUCAAACUCCGCAUGAAAGGCAGGACUUUCUCGACCGAUAUAUCGAGAUUCAAAGGAGCAAUGACAAUAUCCCGGCUUGGGCCGUGACGUCGUGGACGUUUUCCAAUGUUAUUGCGGGUUCAGACUCGGUCGGCACGGUUAUGCAAACUGUCAUGUACAAUUUACUAAAAAGCCCGCACACACUUAAAAAAUUGGUCAGAGAACUCGAAGAAGCAGGCGCGUCCCGACCAUAUCCCAAAUGGACCGAAGUAAGCACGCUGCCGUACCUGGACGCCUGUGUUCUCGAAGCACUUCGUGUACACCCCCCAUUCGCCUUGCCCUUUGAGCGUGUCGUUCCCGAAGGCGGCAUCACAAUGCUGGGCCACUUCCUUCCCGCGGGAACUAUUGUCGGGGCCAGUCCAUACGUCACCAAUCGAUGUAAAAAGAUGUACGGAGAGGAUGCAGAAUUCUGGCGGCCAGAGAGGUGGUUGGAGGGCGAUGCAGAGCACAAGAAGAAGAUGGAAAACGUCAUGCUUACCUUUGGCGCCGGCCGGCGUAUUUGCCUAGGACGGUAUAUUGGAAUUUUUGAGAUAAAGAAGAUUGUACCGUUCCUGGUUCUCAACUACGAGUUUGAAGCCAUCGACCACACCACUUUCAAGGGAGAGAAUUAUUGGUUCUUCAAACAGAAGGGGUUGUAUACACAGAUCCAGAAGCGACUCGGCAAGAGUACACGGGAAAUUGCAUAG